This is a messenger RNA of Triticum aestivum (bread wheat), 3708 nucleotides long. RefSeq names its product glucan endo-1,3-beta-glucosidase 5. Lineage: Eukaryota; Viridiplantae; Streptophyta; Magnoliopsida; Poales; Poaceae. Gene Ontology annotation, molecular function: hydrolase activity, hydrolyzing O-glycosyl compounds. The transcript has 2 exons. The record is from RefSeq and is a predicted model, not a curated record. Gene Ontology annotation, biological process: carbohydrate metabolic process. Bases 1787 to 3286 code for a protein of 499 amino acids.
AAUCAAAGGGACGGUGCGGGAAGAUCUACACGAAGGCGGCGGCCGUGUGACUUGGGAAAAGCUCGCACAUGGUUGGGGCGUCACCGGCGAGCCCACAUCAACAUUGCCGCAUCGCCAUGGCCCCCUGCUCACUCCUCCGUUGGGGCAUCGCCGGCGAGCCAGCAUCAACAGUCCCGCAUCGCCAUGGCCCCAUACUCACUUCUCCGGUUGGGGCGUCGCCGACGAGUCAGCAUCAACACUCCAGCAGCGCCAUGGGCCCUUCACCAUUCUCCUGCUCCUCUCACCCUCCUCCUUCUACCCGCCUCCAGCGCCCGCUCUCGCAACCGUGGCCGCUUCUGCCUGCACCGCCCGCCAUGGCCACAACUGGACAGAAGCACGCGCACUCCAGGAUGCGGCCAAGUCAAAAUCAGGCCCACCAAACACUGAUUCUCUCCACAAGACCCCAGGAUGCGACCAAGCCAAAAUCGAGGGACACAAUCCAAAAUCAACAAUCUCAAUAUUGGAUGUGAGGUAUUUCAAAUUACGGAGCAUAGUGAUAUAGAAGAUGGGUUCCCGAUUUUCUUUCCAGACAAUACGACAACAAGGCAAAGCUGAAAGAUUGAAUAGACUUGUACACAAGUUUCCAUCUAACUUGCUAACCCUUAUUGACACGGAGGGAUUGACUAGAAGCGGAGCGCGUGGAGGCCGACUUAACGUCAUAAUCCUAUCUCCGAGUAUAGUAUGAAACAGACAAGAGCAGGCUUCUUCCCCUUUUACUGGCUAGCUAGAUUCCAUGGUAAAAAAUCGUUCAUCAGAUAUCGAUAGAUACACACGCAUCACACUUGUCCAUCCAUCGUCGUUCCUUUCUUUCUUUGGGUCAUCUUCUUGGAAAGUCCCCAUCCGAGCUUGCUAUGAACAGUAAAAUCCAAAAAAAAUGGGAAAAAAUCGAAAAAUUGUUAAUUUUUUUGUGACAAACAUUGACAAUUUUUUUGAGUGCUUGCAAAUUUUCGUCUCAAAAUGACAUUCGUGGAAGUCAUGGCGAAAAAAGCACUUGAAAAUUCUUUUGAAAAUAGCAUAUUUUUGGAGCAUCAAAUUUGUAUCUUUAGCCCUGACUUGCACGAAUGUGUUCACAUGAUGAAACUUUGCAAGCAAGUAAGUGAACAAUUUUGUUAAUAUUUGCCACAAAAAAUAUUCAGAAUCAUAUUUUACUGUUCUCCUGAGCUCAGAUGAGCUGAGAUACUCUGACGUCCCCCUUCUUCUUCUUCCUAUUCUUCCUCUUCUUUCCCUCCUAUCUGCCGAUGCAAUGCCCCACAAUUUGUAUAUGCUGCUUUCCUUGCUUCCUUUCCGUGUCGAGUGAUCCAAAAAUGUCCUUUUCCUGGCUGGCUACCUCCGCUUGGUCGCUACACCUGUCCAUCAUCAUAUCGAUCGUCUGGCAUCUUCUAUCUUGUUGCCGUCUCAAGUCUCAACUCAACUGAUGCAAUGCCAUGUCCUCCCCCACAAUACAAUUUGCAUAUGCUUUCCUUUCUUCCAAGGUGAUGAGCUACCUCUUCCUCUUCCAUGCAUGCAUCGGUUGGCAUCUUCUUCUUCUCCUCCCAACUGAUGCAAUAGGUUUGAAUAUUAUGCUUUCCUUUCUUCCCUCCGCAAAUCCAAACUUACUACCCAUGCAACCUCCCUUUAUAGGACAACUUUGAUCUUGGAUUUCCCCAUUAUAUUGCAUGAUAGUUUUACACCCAACUAUAUAUCUCCUGCCUGCAACAACACAACCACCUCCUGCAGGUAGCUCAGCGGAUCACUUGUGUCAUCAAUCAUGGGGUGGUCGUCGUCGUCGUCGUCUCCGGCGGUGCUGCUGCUCCUGUGCCUGCUCGCCCUCGUCUUGAUCCAGGCGCCGUCGGCGUCGGCGCUGGCUGCCAACUGGGGCACGCGCGCGCUCCACCCGCUCCCCGGCGACGUCACCGUGCAGCUGCUCAAGGACAACGGCUUCGACAAGGUGAAGCUCUUCGAGGCCGACCCGGCCGCGCUCAAGGCGCUGGGCCACUCCGGCAUCCAGGUCAUGCUCGGCCUCCCCAACGAGCUGCUCGCCACCGUCGCCCGGGACGUCGCCGCCGCCGAGCAGUGGGUGCAGCACAACGUCUCGCACUACGUCUCCGACUACGGCGUCGACAUCCGGUUCGUGGCCGUGGGCAACGAGCCGUUCCUCAAGUCGUACAAGGGCCAGUUCGAGGCGGCCACGCUCCCGGCGGUGCGCAACGUGCAGGCGGCGCUCGUCAAGGCCGGCCUGGCCCGCCAGGUGCGCGUCACCGUCCCGCUCAACGCCGACGUCUACGAGUCGCUCGACGGCCGCCCCUCCUCCGGCGACUUCCGCCCGGACAUCACCACCCUCAUGACCAGCCUCGUCCGCUUCCUCCUCGACAGCGGCGGCGUGCUCGCCAUCAACAUCUACCCCUUCCUCUCCAUGGACGCCGACGCCAACUUCCCGCGCGACUACGCCUUCUUCCCGGCCCCCGGGGCGCCCCCCUCGCAGGCCAGCGUCCAGGACGGCAGCGUGCUCUACACCAACGUCUUCGACGCCAACUACGACACCCUCGUCGCCGCGCUCGACAAGCACGGCCUCGGAAACAUCACCGUCGUCGUCGGCGAGAUCGGCUGGCCCACCGACGGCGACGCCAACGCCAACGUGGCCGACGCGCGCAAGUUCAACCAGGGCCUCUUCGACCGCAUCGUCGCCGGCAAGGGCACCCCGCGCAGGCCCCAGAUGCCCGACGUCUACGUCUUCGCGCUGCUGGACGAGGACGCCAAGAGCGUCGACCCCGGCAACUUCGAGCGCCACUGGGGCGUCUUCAACUACGACGGCUCGCCCAAGUACGCGCUCCGCCUCGCCGGCGGCAAGGGCAUCGUGCCGGCCAAGGGCGUCAGGUACCUGUCCAAGCAGUGGUGCGUGCUCCGCCCCGACGCCAGCCCCACCGACCGGGCCAUCGUGGGCGCCGUGGGGUACGCGUGCCAGUAUGCCGACUGCACCAGCCUCAGCCCCGGCUCCUCCUGCGGCGGCCUCGACGUCAGGGGCAACGUCUCCUACGCCUUCAACCAGUUCUUCCAGUCCGCCGGCCAGCAGAAGGGAUCCUGCGGCUUCAACAACCUCUCCGUGGUCACCACCACCGACCCGUCGCGGGGCACCUGCCGCUUCAAGAUCAUGAUCGACACCGGCCGGCACGACCUCACCCACCAGGACGACUCCGGCGCCGCCAGGGCCGCCGCCGCGUGGGGCGCCGUCGUCGCCAUGCUCGCAUUGCUCGCCAUCGUGGCACUCUGACCAUCCCUCCCUCUGACAUCGCCAUUGAUGAGGACACGCGCGCGUGCUCACCACCUGACCUCAGGGGCUUGCUAGCCUAGCCUUGAGAGGAAGAAAGGACCAAACAAUUCUUUCAUUAGUUGUUUCUUUUCUUUUCUUUUCUUUUCUUUUCUUUAUACGUACAUCGGCUGUCAAGGUCCCUGAUCAUAUCGGCAAGGAUUAUAUUAGAACUGUACAUUUGUACUUCCUCCGUCCGGAAAUACUUGUCAUAGAAAUGGAUACAAAUGGGUGUAUCUAGAACUAAAAUACAUUUAGAUACAUCCAUUAUUUGGACAAGUAUUUCCGGACGGAGGGAAUAUAUGAAUAUGAUCAUCAGGAGGAAUGUGUUGCACAAAGAUCCUCCAUCCUCCUCCGACUAAUACUACAACAUGGAGAAUGGGAAA